Messenger RNA from Lytechinus variegatus (green sea urchin), 1006 nucleotides. Its product is annotated as apelin receptor-like. Bases 11 to 1006 code for a protein of 331 amino acids. Gene Ontology annotation, molecular function: G protein-coupled receptor activity. Gene Ontology annotation, biological process: G protein-coupled receptor signaling pathway. The record is from RefSeq and is a predicted model, not a curated record. The transcript has a single exon. NCBI's taxonomy places the organism in Eukaryota, Metazoa, Echinodermata, Echinoidea, Temnopleuroida, Toxopneustidae. Gene Ontology annotation, cellular component: membrane.
AACUGUGAACAUGUUUACAACUACAACGAAUGACUAUUUUUACAAUAUCUCCAUAAAUGAUGAAUGGAUUUGGGUGCCUGUGCCCUGGGCAUGGUGGCAGGUUAUCCAGUUGAUUUUCGCCAUCAUUGGCAUCAUGGGAAACAUGGUGGUCAUGGUGGUCAUCUUCUGGCCGAAACGUCCGAGACGUAGUUCCACCGACACGUUGAUCGGGGCUUUAGCAGUGGCUGAUUUUCUCACUUCAAUUUUCAUCAUACCACACCCCACCGUCGCCAGGUAUCCGGACAACACUUGGGGGAAGAUCUUCUGCAAGGUUGUCCAAUGCCCUACCUUCAGGGUCACAUCUGCCUGCGCUUCUAUCAUCACUCUGACAACCAUGUCGGUUGAGAGACUGGUGGCUGUCAGGUUUCCUUUCUGGUUCCGACGGUUCUUUUCCCCCAACCGCACCUCGGUGGCCGUCAUCGCCAUAUGGGUUCUUUCCGUUCUGAUCAACUCUUGGGGGUUGUAUACCGUCCACGUCGUCAAUGGAGAAUGCGUUCACUCCCUACCAGUCGGGUUCCAUCGAUUCUAUGGCGUCUUGAUAUUCCUUGUUCAGUAUGCCCUCCCGGUCGUUGUUAUGAUUGUUGCGAAUUUGUGGGCGAUUUUCACUCUUCGACAGCGUCGCGCAACAGCACUCCGAAAGGCCCAGACCCACAUCCUUCACAUGCUGCUCAUCGUCGUCAUCACUUUCGUCGUAACAAGAACGCCUAUUCAGGUCACUUUCUUUCUAUACAACCUAGGUGUCGUUGAUUUUAAAUAUAUCUUCGGUCCGACUUACAGUAGUUUCGUCGUCCUCGGAUUCGUCAACUUCUGUAUUAACCCUUUCAUCUAUGCCGCCAAGGUACCCAACUUUCGAAGAGCCGUCGAUGACAUAAAAAGAUCUCUCCGUGCAUGCCGCCUUGAUCAUGAUGAUCACGAUUUCCAUCCCGUAUUUGCUCUAAAACAGGAAGACGAAGAAUGUGCACAAUAG